Molecule: messenger RNA, 1165 nt
Organism: Lineus longissimus
Lineage: Eukaryota; Metazoa; Nemertea; Pilidiophora; Heteronemertea; Lineidae
Exons: 7
Coding region: 156-959 (267 amino acids)
Molecular function (GO): S-adenosylmethionine-dependent methyltransferase activity
Source: RefSeq, a predicted model, not a curated record
UAGUGUCCAGUGCAGAUGGGCGUAAUGGGGAGCCACCUGAUAAAAGCCAGCAUUGUAUAGCGUUGGCAUAAGAUAUUCGGUGACAAGAAGAGCAAGAUCGAUAAUUCAGGUCAAUAAAGUACUCGUUUUAACUGAACAAACCACGUUCUCCAACCAUGGAUUCCGAUUCAACACGCUCAACAGCCGAGUUACAGAAAUUCCUGGACAACCAGAUGUACACCACACGAGUGAUCAGGCAAUUUGAACUCAUCUUCGGCGAGACGUUCGCCAGUAAUGGAGGCUCGGAGGCCAGCUCGGUGCUUGCAUCGUACCUAAACCUGGCUCCAGGUAAGAAGUGUCUGGACGUCGGGUGUGGCCUUGGAGGACAUGCGUUCUACUUAGCCAAGCAUCAUGGCGUUGAAGUGCACGGUUUGGAUCUUUGCAACAAUAUGGUCAAUCUCGCGAGAAAAUACGCAAAUGAGCGGUACAAGGACGCGAGAUUGUCAUUCGCAGUUGAAGAUGUGACAACAUUCGAGUUUCCUGAUGAGAGUUUCGACGUUAUCUACAGUCAGGGUGUGAUGCCACAUAUACAGGACAAGUUGAGUUUAUUCAAGAAAUUUCGGACUUGGCUGAAACCCGGGGGUCGACUCUUCAUCACUGGUUUCACAUGCAGCUCGGGGAACCACUCCAAGGCCUUCAAGGACUAUAUCGCCCAGCGCCGAUAUCACAUCUUAACAGUGGAACAAUACGCAAAGGUGUUGGAAAGUGCUGGUUUCAAGACUGUCGUCGCCAAAGACUACUCCGACGUCUUCGCUCGGAACACACGGAGGGAGUUGGCGCGUCUGGAGAGCAUCAAGGAGGAUUUUAUAAAGGAAUUCGGCCGGGAGGAAUACGACCUCAUAUUGCAAAGAUGGCUGGAAAAGAUACAGAGGAACCAAGAGGGGGAGCAGGGGUACGGAUUGUUCGUUUACGAGAAGUAACAGAUCACGAGAUGUCAGAGAGGAUGUCAGGUGUCAGUCGGAUGCAGGUGUAACUGAUAAUUUGGCUGCGAUUGAUAACUUAACUAAGUCAUUGAUAAUGUGUGUCUUAUUCCUAUCUAUCUGUCAAACUUACCCAUUUAAUUAUUUCCAUCUGAACUAUUUUCUUGUCAAAACUGGAAUAAAGCAGCCUUGCAAGUAACAGCAUA